AUGGAGGUUGUACACCAGACUCAUGUUACUGCGAUUUUGAGCCGCAAUUUGAGAAGGGUUGGGUUUGUGGCACUGUCAACAGCGACUGAGACAACAUCGAUAUCAACCACCUUAUCUACACCCGCUAUUGCUACCUGCGUCAAUCAGGCAAUAGUGAACGAUGAAGAAGGCAAGCAGUGGCAAAUUUUCUGCAAUCAGGGCAACCGAUAUGGUGGCAACGGUGGUGAUUACUUGGUGGAGGCUGGCGGCACGAUGACAGACUGCAUAACACUCUGCAAUGAAACACCGAACUGCAAUGGGGUGUCUCUCCAGCAUCCUACAGACACGUUUUUGGGUGCUUGUUGGUACAUAACCACGGAUUUGCAGCUUGAGAUUGUGGGACCGGAUCCUGCUGGAUGCGACACAGCUAUUCAAAUAUCAGGUCCAAAUGCAAGAGAGCAAGUCCCUGUUCAAGGCCAAAUUUCAUCGUCGAUUACGAAAACUGCGUCAGAGACUACCACGUCGGUAUCAGCAAGUGAGACUCCAACCACAAAUACAUGUGCUGAAUACCUAAUGCCCAAUAUUGGUGACAUAGUGCAAAGUUCAAGUGGUGCAAUAUUUGACAAAGUCUACACCAGCUGCGGUUACUCCCAGAACAAUCUUGCCUGGGGGCCAGGCUCGAGCUACGACGUUUCAACAUCGACUCUAGAAGAUGCUAUUGCUGAUUGUGCACAAGUCACGCUCAACUGGAAUGCCUGGUCAUUCGAAAUCUAUUUCUAUGUUGAGACGAACACGUAUAUGUGUGGGCAAUUCGGCCAUCAAGACAUUCUUGGUGCUCAAUGGUAUGACUACUAUGAUCCAAAUGUCCUUGAAGUGUUCGCGUACAACCUAAGACAAAGUCCAACGACCACAUCCGCUAUCGAUAACGGAACCACUACAACCACCAGCGCCAGCUCAAGUUCAACAACAGCUUCGAAUCUCUGUGCUAUGACGACUGCUGUCUCUGGACCAAUGACUUUCUUACAAGCUCGAGCGGGAUAUUCUGAAUACAAUGCUGAUUGGAACUGGGUUUCUGCAGUGGCUUACGGCCCUGAAGUUACUGACUGUGUAGCAAUUCAGCAAUGUGCUGAUUAUACCACUGGCAACGGCUACCAAGCAUUCCGUGUAUUCUACAUCACGAAUCCCGACUAUAGCGACAAUCCAUGGCAUUGCGACGUGGGAUACUCCAACUACGACUCCACCGAGUACACGUACAAUAGUGACCUCGGUCAAUUUUAUAUGUACAAUUCUAUCAGCAUGGCUACAACCACGACAUCUGCUACAGGCACAACAAGCACUGACAGCUGUGCCACCCCUACAGCUUGCUCAAACUCACCUCUUGGCGACAUCUUGUCAUUGUACGACAGCAACAAGUUUACCAAUUUCUAUACUGGCUGUGGCAAUUCAAUUGCUGGUGGUUUCCAAGCGCUCCCCGCGGUUUUUGUAGUUAACUGGCCAGCUCCAGAUUAUGCUGGCUGGACCUUUGACCAAGCUGUGGCUAGAUGUGCUCAGUUUGCCGUGGAUAACCCUGCUACUAUUGUCGAAUUCUGGGAAGACGUAGACUCUUACUGGUGGUGUGCAGGAGUCAACGGGAUUAUACCUGAUUCUAGCGUUUUCGUCUGUGAUCCGACUGUGAAGAACGUCUGGGGCUUUGCUAUUGAGGGAUAUACUGGCAGCUCCAUGACUGAUGCCCUGACGUCUACAGAAACAGCUACAAGUACCACAAGUACCAGCAGUACUGCAACACCAACUUGUACCGCGACGCCAAGCCCAUUACAGCAUCAGGUUCUAUCGAACGGGACUGUGUACAAUAACUUUUACGCCAGUUGCGGUACAUCAUUGCAAGGAAACACUCCAGGCGGUUUAGGAUGGCUUCCACGGCAGAUGUCAGUCAACUGGCCCGCUCCAGACUAUGCUGGGUGGACCUUUGAUGAAGCGGUCGCUAGGUGUGCACAAGGGUCAGCAGAUAUGGGCUCGACUAUGUUUGAGUUCUACUACGGCACCGAUCUUAAUUGGUACUGCAUCUCGGUCAACGAUCUGCCCGGCAAUCCGAGUUCCUUCUAUCCUGAUCCUGAGGUGUUAGAGAUCUGGGGAUUUGCCCUCGAUGUGCCUACAGACUCGUGCAAUCCUCUCGUUGAAGUACGAUGUGAUAGCUGUGGCACCGGAGGCUCUUGUUACUGCAGCACUGAUGGUGUUUGCCGCGAGACACCUUGCCCAGACUGCACCUUCAACGACGAUGGAACCGCUAUGGUAUGUCCUGCGGAUUGUGGAACUAGUUCUCCGGUCGUUGUUGAGAAAAGACAAGGUCUUAGUGAUGUGAUUGCAGUGAACGAAAGCACUCUCUCCAUCCUGCCACAUCGUCCGCAUGCGGGUUCUUCCGAACCACUCACGGUCAGUCGAGCAGGCAGCAAAUCCUACCAUGAGAACGGUACUCAAGCUUUUGCAAGAGAUCUCGAUUCUCACCGCCACUUUGUUGACGAUGAUCGUGCCCGGCGCGACUUUGGCAGGCGUUCUGCCCGGAGAAGAGACGCAAUUGGUAUGAUGCAAAGGCAAGAUCUUGUCGACCCAUUGGUAGACGCUUGGAACUAUCUCCUCUGGACAUCACCUUUGACAGUUCGACGGACUUCAAGUGGGGUCGUAUCUACAACAGUCGCAGCAACUUUCACCUUGGACGUCUUUCAGGGAGGCUCAACUUCAUGGCCAUCGCUAACAUCCACUCCAGUCCUCGCAACCGUGGCUACUGAACCAGCGUGUAUCCCAGCUACUUUCAUCUCACCUGUUCCAUCGCUUGCCAAGCGCGAUGUUGUGUCCGGCACACCCGGUGUCAAGCCUUUCGUAGAGCGACAAAGCACGACUGUCGUGGUUCGCUUGAGAGACAAUUAUCUUGCGAUGACUAGUAAUAUGCCCACGAUUACUCAACAAGCUGCACUCCUCCAAACUCCUGGCGGGACUGCCCCGUUAGCAAUGGUCACCCAGACUAUGAGUAUUGAGUCAAUUGGAGCAGGUGGUGUCCGGGGAAGUCAGUCUGUGGUCGUGAUCAGUCCUACAACGGCGGGUGCAGCUAUAGGACUAUCUGCAAGCAAUAUACCAGGCACUAACGGCAACACAUAUUCUGGAGCGGGUGGUGACAGCAAUGACAGUGACGACAAUGAAUCCGGCAAUGGUGGAGGUGGAGGCGGCGGGGGCGGCGGGGGCGGCGGCUCAACUGACGACAAGAACGGUGUGGAGGCUCUUACAAAGCACCAACGAGUAAUCAACGUGCCCUUUACACAAGCCAGUUAUGUCACCGCUCUUUACAUACCGACGAUCGCGGCGGUUGUCAUCAAAAUCUUGUUCGAAACAAUGGUCGCGUCUAUCAAAAUGAUGGAACCAUUUGAGCGAUUGCACCGCAUCCAAGGAUCCACUGCAGAGGGCUCAAUGUUCUCACAAUACUUGUCAAGUGCGUUCUCUGGCGAUGUCGUCCGCUCUGUCGUGGCUGGACGCUGGCUUCCACUUUGGUCGAUAUUGAUCUACUUCCUGAUUACUGUUGGAGCACCACUCUCCUCCGCCUCAAUGUCUGUUCAACCGAUGGACAGAUGCUACUUGAAUGAAGGCUGGUACAAUUGUGAUCCAGCAUGGAUCGUGGAUAUUCGGUUUAUCCGUGUAUUAGAGGCACUGCUUGCUGUAUGCAUAGCGCUUACGUUAGCGAUCGUCUGGUCAAGCUGGAGAUAUCACGCUGGUGUUGCGUCAAAUCCAAGCUCCAUCGCUGCUAUCGCCGUGCAUCUCAACUACGAGCCUUUACGACAAGAUCUUCUGGCUGUUGAUGGGGACGCCGAUGAAGAUGAGCUCGCGAAGUCCCUGUCCGACUAUCACUUCUGGCUGGUGCCUCACUCCCAAACACCAACGUCGUAUAGAUACGGUUUCUAUCAUGCUCCCGCAUCUACAGUGCCUGACGUUGGUCCGCUCGACAAAGUCUUCGCCAAUGCUGAUAUGCGAUAUAGAGCGAUUAAACCUGAAAUAUCUCACCACAAGAUGAUCAAAGUACACGACGCGAUUCACAUGAUUACUAUCCUGGUACUCCUUGCUCUUCUUAUCACUUACAGAGCAGACAUGAACGACGAUGCAUUUAACCGUUUCUUUACCAAUUCAAACUCAAUGUGGCCAAAGUUCAUCAUAGUCGGCUUGGCUACUGUUCUAGACAUGCAGUGGAAAGACCUGGAACGCAAAGUCAGAAUCAUAGAACCAUACCGACGUCUCUGGAACGGCAACGCACGACCCGAGAACACGAUUUUGUGUGCCCUCAAUGGAACCUGCUGGUCAAACGCGCCCAGGUGCAUGCGAGGCUUAAUCAGCUAUCCCAACAUGUGGUUCGAAUUCCUAAUUGGCAUGGUCGCAGUUCUCAGCGAUAUCAACAUCAUCGCCGUAAGCGGUGUUCUCAUGACCUUCUCACAAACCAAGGAAGCAUACGAGUUCUCCAGCAUGACCGCCCUAGUGAUCACUUCAGGAAUGAGUCUCGUAAUCCUCAUCGUCGUCUUCUGGUGGCGCCAGCAGCCUGGCGUCGCCAAUCUCCCUCGUCAACCCGAGACAGUCGGCACCGUACUCAGUUAUCUCGCUGGCAGUCGCAUGGCCCACGAUUUCAGCAACAUGGCGCUAGAGAGUCUCACCCAAGAAGAGCGAGAUGAAAUCAUCAUCAGCAAGGGCAUGCGCUACAAAUUCAGCAAGGCCCGAGGCGACGAUGGCAAAGAGAGAUAUACUGUUGAUUACGACGAUCCGCAUCUCGGAGGACAUUGCGAAAGGACGGAUGAGGACAGUCUUGAAGGUGAAUGGAGCGAGAGAUUUGGCACAAAACUAGAUCUGGAGAAGCCAGGUGCUGCCAAAUUGAGUGGGAGCACGUAA
This is a messenger RNA of Lithohypha guttulata, 4893 nucleotides long. RefSeq lists its product as uncharacterized. The record is from RefSeq and is a predicted model, not a curated record. Lineage: Eukaryota; Fungi; Ascomycota; Eurotiomycetes; Chaetothyriales; Trichomeriaceae. The coding region runs from base 1 to 4893 and encodes 1630 amino acids. The transcript is spliced from 2 exons.